Messenger RNA from Stomoxys calcitrans (stable fly), 425 nucleotides. Its product is annotated as protein PET117 homolog, mitochondrial. NCBI's taxonomy places the organism in Eukaryota, Metazoa, Arthropoda, Insecta, Diptera, Muscidae. The transcript is spliced from 2 exons. Gene Ontology annotation, cellular component: mitochondrion. The record is from RefSeq and is a predicted model, not a curated record. Gene Ontology annotation, biological process: mitochondrial respiratory chain complex IV assembly. The coding region runs from base 126 to 374 and encodes 82 amino acids.
UUUUUUUUGCAUAACAGCUAACUGGCAUUGUUUUUAUGCCACAUUAUUACAAUAUUCAUUGGCAGGCCGGUGUUAAUUCUUAGAAACAGUUUUUUUGUUUAUUAAAGCAAAGCUGUUCCUGCAUCAUGUCCAUGUCCUCAAAACUAACUUUGGCCGCUUCAUUCAUAGUGUCGGGAGCAAUAAUUGGCUACGUUCACCUUAAACAAACAACUGACAGAGAAAAACUUCACGAGGGAGUUGUUCGAGAUGUGGAAAGACAACAGCGCCGUAAAAUGGAAAACACUUAUGUUCUACAAAAACAGAUUGAUCUGACCAAACAACUAAAACAAUUGCAGCAACAGAGUCAGGAGGGGGACGUAAAUACUGGGCAGUAGCUAAUAUAAACUGUUAAUAAAAAACGUUGGAAAAAAAGAAAAUUAACUAGA